UUGGAUCUCCCGGGUGUGUGCGUGUGUGUGUGUGUGUGCGGGUUUUUUGUCUUCUCCGCUUGGCUUUUUCCUGCUGUGUGUGGAUGCUUGCACGCUUUCCAGGGCCCACCGGCUUCGCGCUGUCGUGGCUGUCCGUUCGGGCCUACAGUGCCGCCGCUCUCCUCAGUAAUCGCGAGAUCCCGCAGCAGUGAACAACCAGCGUACGGGCGCGGUGCAUGUGUGUGAUCUGUUUUUAUUUUUCAUCUCGUCGCGUUUACGCGCGCGCAUCCAAGCCGGUAUUUACGUCGUCAUCGUCGUCGUCGUCUUGGUCGUCGUCGUGGUCGCCGUUGUCAACGUCAAUACCGUGGUCGUGGUCGUUGGCAUUACCGUCCUGCCAUGACGACGCCGGCAAGUACGCAUUAAAGUUUUUUGUUUUCUUUCGUGAAUAUUAAUUCCAUCGCUGUGGUAGUAAUUGCAUUGUGUUAUGGUGCGUUUUUUUAAAAUCAACAGCAAGUUGUUGUGAAAGGGCAAGAGUGCAGUUUUAAGAUCGUUUCGUGGAAAACUACAGUGAUGUGAGUGUAGAGUGAUUGUGUUGUGAAGGAUACGGAAAGUCACUUAAGAGGCAAAACAUAUUGCUGUGAAACUGUAACACUUUUCGAUGUAUAUUUGUAAAUUGAAGUGAAUGGCCAAAAUGAUUCAACAGAAGCUGCCACGGGCUGUUUUAACGAUAUUAACAGUACUCCCAUUGAUGGUGCGGCACAGCUGCGCGGCCGAGCAGCAAAAAUUUAAACUGACGCCGGUGGAUCUGGUCGUGCCGGAGGGUUCCGAGGCGCUGUUGCGAUGCGAAAUCCACAACGCAGCCGGUUCGGUGCAGUGGACCAAGGAUGGUUUUGCGCUGGGGUUUACGCAGAGCAUACCGGGAUAUCCCAGGUACUCGGUGCUCGGUGACAGUGGCCAGGGUAUCUACAACCUGCGGAUAGUGAACGUCACGCUCGACGACGAUGCCGAAUACCAGUGCCAAGUGGGACCAUACAUGCACCACACACUCAUCCGUGCCAAGGCAAAGCUGACCGUAAUAGCUCCACCAUCUUCGAUACAAAUCCAGGGCUACAGUCAGCACGCGAAGGCCGAGGUACGGGAAGGCAAAGAGCUGUCACUGACAUGCAUCGUUCCGCACGCGAGACCAGCGGCCCGGAUCGUUUGGUACCGGGCGAACGUGGAGUACAAAUCAGACACAAUCGACACAAAGACCGCAGAAACGGAAGAUCGCCGAUACACCGUAACGUCCAAGCUGCACCUUCGACCGACCGCGGAAGAUGACUACAUCGACUACACGUGCCAAGCCCGACACCAGGCAAUCCCGGAAGACCGUCCAAUGCAGGCCACCGUGCAGCUGUCAGUGCUCUAUCCUCCCGGCGUACCAUACAUCGAUGGAUACAACCCUGGCGAAGCGAUACGAAGAGGACAACACGUCAAACUGGCCUGUCGCAGCCGUGGCGGUAACCCACCAGCUCAACUGAUCUGGUACAAGAACGGGAACCAGGCUCGAAUGGCGUACAGGACGACUGAUCGUCUCUCAGAAAACAUCUACUCCUUCGUAGCUGAAGCAACAGACAAUAAGGCACGCUUACGCUGUGAAGCCAACAACAUAAUGGCGACGAAGAUUCUAAAAGCUGAAAUUACGCUCAAUGUGUUGUUUGCACCAACGCAAGUAAUAGUAUCCGGACCAUCGGAAGCACGCAUAGGCGAUAAUGUACCCCUACAGUGUCAGACAACGGCCUCAAAUCCUGCCGCCGAAAUUAAAUGGAUCGUUAAUGGAAAGCAGGUGGUGAACGCUUCUUCCAAAGUAGUUGCAAGCCCCGAAGGCGGUUGGGUUACAACAUCCAACAUAACAGCGACGGUGGAAGCCAACAAACGUUCGCUGAUUGCCAUUUGCCAUGGCGUUAACAUGCAACUGCCUGAGAACGUACAAUCCACACACACCGUCAAUGUGCUCCUUCCUCCUGGACCACCAAUAAUAUCAGGAUACACGGAAGGAUCGAUCAUAGCGGAGGGUUCAAAGCAAAAGCUCAUGUGUAUUUCUUCUGGAGGCAAUCCGCUGGCAACGCUAGUUUGGUAUAAAAACGAUAAAAAGAUCAAAUCCGUAAGCAAAACGACGGACCAGUCGGUUUCGGCCGAACUGUCGAUACUGGCGAACGUAACCGACAAUCAGGCACAGUACCGGUGCGAAGCCCACAACUCAGCCACCGAGAUUCCGCUGUUCGAGACGAAAGUUCUGACCGUGCACUUUGCUCCCGAGACGGCCAAGAUACGGAUCGAACCGGCGGAGCUGCGGCCCGGCAUCGAAGCGACGCUGAUAUGUGACUCCAGCUCCAGUAAUCCACCGGCAAAGUUGGCCUGGCGGCACGAAGGAACCGUACUGGAAGGUACGAACAACUCCUCGAAAGCUGGACUGUGGGGCGGUACUGUGUCUUCGCUCGAGCUGAAGCUGAACAUCACGCAGGAUAUGGAUGGCCACGUAUACACCUGCCAAAGUACGAACGAGAUGCUGCAGCGUAGCAUCAACGUGGCUGUCAAUUUGCCAGUGCUGUAUGAGCCCCAGUUCUCACCGCCGGCCGAAACAACCGUCAGCGGAGUGGAGGGUGCACCACUGACCGUUGCCCUGGUCGCGACCGGUAAUCCCUCGUCCAUCGCCUACACCUGGACCAAGGAUGGCGGCCAGCGGAUCGUCUCGUCCGGUGUACCGAGAAUCGUCUCGGAAGGACCGAUCCUAAACAUUACCAAGCUGAGGCGCACCGAUGCUGGCGUGUACACGUGCGAAGCCGUCAACUCCCAAGGGUCGGCGAUGAUUAAUAUCACCGUGCAAGUCAAGUAUGCUGCUACGAUAAAAUCCAUUUCGGAACCCGUUAUCGUAAACCCGGGCGAGGAUGCAGUGCUAAACUGCACCGUUGACGGAAACCCAUUAACGCCGGAACACGUACGCUGGGAGCGCAAAGGGUACGAUCUGAAGGCAAAAACGACGACGGCCUACGCCAACGCCACCAGUACGCUGGUGGUAAAGGAUGCCCAACGGGAGGAUGUGGGCAAUUUCCGGUGCAUCGCCGAUAAUCGUGUCGCAGACCCGGCGGCCCGUGAUGUGCUAUUGAUUGUCAAAUUUGCACCCGAGAUCGAUAAGUCGCCCGCAAUGCUACGGGCAGCGUCCGGCCCCGGCGAGCAAGCCCGUCUGCCCUGCCGUGCCCAGGCCGCACCCGAACCAACCUUCCACUGGAUACGAUCGGGCCAGGAGCUGAGCGUCAACCAAACGUCAAAGUACAAAGCGAUCCAGCGUCAGCUUGACCCACUAACGUACGAAUCCAUCCUCUUAAUCGAACGCAUUGCCUCGUCCGACUACGGAGAGUACGAGUGCCGGGCCAGGAACGAUCUCGGAAGUGGUUCCGGCAUCGGCCGACUGGAUGUAAAAUCUGCCCCAGAUCCACCGACCACGCUAACGGUGCUGAACGUAACGCACGACAGCGUUACGCUCGGCUGGGAGCCCGGUUUCGACGGUGGACAUCGGGCCAGCUACCGGAUACGGUACCGGGAAGCGUCCUCCGAGCGGUACCGGUACGAGGAUGGACCACCGAACGGUCGGCAGCUUACCGUGACGGGGUUGCGUAGCAACACGCUCUACCUAUUCUCAGCCAUGGCCGCCAACGUGCUCGGGGAGAGCCGUUACCUGCCCGAUCUGACCCGCGCCCAAACUCGAGACCCUCCACCAACCGAUACCGCAUCGUCCGUGCUCGGCAGUAAGCCACCGCUGGAAUCUUCAUCCUUCCUAGGGCCCUCGUCACCGGUGGGACCGUCCGGGCUGGUGCUGCUUGGAAUUGGGGUCGCGGCCGGCAUCUGCCUGGUACUGCUCAAUAUCCUUCUUAUCGGAUUCUGUCUCUACCGGCGCGGACUGCCCGGUGCGAGUCCCGGUGCACAUCGGGCACGCCGUGGACGCCACAAACACAGCAACACAGGACCGUACGCUGCUGGUGGCAGUGGUGACUCAUCCAACCCAAACAGUAAAUCGGCUACGAUCGAAAUGUAUGCGCCCAGCUCGUACAACGAUACCGUCACCGGAGAGACACUGUCGAGCGUUUCGGAGAAGAGCGAUGCAUAUUCGAACGAUGGCAGUCAGCAAGACUUCAUGGAUGAAACACGGAAAAGAGCGGUUUCAACGUACCUUAUCGACGGAGGAGAAAUGCAACCACCGAGAUACCAGCCGGAAAGCAGUUUACCUCACUACGCAAGCAAUACUGGCACGGAUAAUGGAUACAAUCAAGCGGGACCCGUCGAGCAUCUCAAAAACUCCACUAUGGAUGGCUCGUACUAUCAUAUGAACAAUGACCGUUUCUAUCCGCCUAUGGACUAUCCGGGCGUCGAGUUUCCUACACCUCCACUUCCCAUACUACCCUCCGUAGCCCCAACGGAAAGCUCGUCCGAAACGUUACGACGAGUUGCCCGAACGAUGGUACCGCCACCGGAUGUAACGCAUCACACACACCACCGAACCCAUCUGCACGAUGGCAGCGGCAGUCUCUCGUCGACGAUUCCACUCGGCAGUCUCAAUGCCAGUAUUUCACAAGCCGUCCAAUCAACGCCCAAACAACCGCCAGGCAUCCUGAAAGAUCCCAAGCGUAGCAACAGUUCCGCCAGCGGUAGUCACACCUAUUCAACACUGCCACACCAGCAGCAGCUGUACAGUGUGCACAACCCAUCGCCGAUACCAUCGGAUCAGUAUGUUGGAGGACCAAGCGGUGGUUUCUUGGUUAUGGAACCGCAUGGACAUGCCAUGAACGUUGGUACCAGUGCGGGAAGUAGUCUGUUGAUGGGAGCGUACGAUCCACCGUCCGUAGGGUAUACUGAUUCUGACGGACAUCUUGUUUAGUGGAAUGCUGAUGCACGGGAAACCACAUAAAUGACCACGUGUAAUAUUGUGGCUAAGUAUCGGUAUCGGUUCAAUAGGCUUGUGGUAGUCAGCAUUUGUUUCAGGUAAAAACAUUACUUUGAACUGUGUAAUCUGCAAAGUUUGAUGAAUUAAAAUAGUCUAUAGAAUUUUAAAAAUAUGGUGUCAAAAGCAGUAAGUUGCCAAACAUCGAAAGUUUAAUUUUCUCUUUUAAGUUUACGUCCCCAAACAAUAUUAUAUGUAAUCCACACGCAGCCCAUGUGAAGUACCAAAGCUUAAAUGAAAUUUAAAAAAUGACAGCUAUUGGAAAAGUUAUGGUCGAUGUCAAUUAAAUGCAGGAAGCAUCCAAGUUUUUUUAAGGAAAAGGUACAAUUUAGUUUUUUUACAAAAUACAUAAAGUUUUGUUUGCCUUACCAAUUCAAAAAUUGACAAUAACUCAUCAUGAUAUUUUAUUAAAUUCGUUCAACAAAAGGCGUAAAGUUAUCUUAAAACUUUUCUCACUGAAUGGAAGUCCCUUCAAAUAUUGCUUAAAAGUGUUUUUUAUCAUACCGUUAAGUUUAUACGAAAAUUUUUUAUCAAGUUUACGUUACCCUUUCACUUGUACAUACAUCAAUACAUUUUAUUAGAAUUUAAAUAAAAAAUUAUAGGCCAAAGACAUGAAUAUUGUUGCCGUAGAAGUUAACAAGCAAGAACCAAUUUUAAACAAUUUUACCUUUAGUUUUACGAUCAAACCUGUGUCAAUAAUUUGUAAACCAUAAAAGCAUUUUAAACGAA
Molecule: messenger RNA, 5683 nt
Organism: Anopheles stephensi (Asian malaria mosquito)
Lineage: Eukaryota; Metazoa; Arthropoda; Insecta; Diptera; Culicidae
Product: nephrin-like
Exons: 24
Coding region: 662-4891 (1409 amino acids)
Molecular function (GO): protein binding
Source: RefSeq, a predicted model, not a curated record